Molecule: messenger RNA, 1129 nt
Organism: Gopherus flavomarginatus (Mexican gopher tortoise)
Lineage: Eukaryota; Metazoa; Chordata; Testudines; Testudinidae
Product: zinc finger protein 317-like
Exons: 4
Coding region: 38-850 (270 amino acids)
Biological process (GO): regulation of DNA-templated transcription
Source: RefSeq, a predicted model, not a curated record
AAGUGAUGUCAGCGAGGGAGGCGGAGCUGGAGCGCGAAUGCGCGCGGGGCGUUGCGAUUCUGCCUGGUCCUGCGGGGCCGUUGGAGCCUCUCCCGGGCCGGAGGAGGGUUUGUGCCCUUGGAGCUCUGGGCAUGCGCAGAUCGCGGUGGGAGAGACCUUCAUUAACCGCCCCGUGCGCGGCCCAGGCUCCGCCCCUGCUGCGGAGCUGCAGCCUCCAGGCUGCAGAAUGACGUCCAUGUUUCGCUCCAGCUCAUCCCAUCCUCCCACGGGAGAGGGAAGAGAAAUGGCUCCAGAGGAGCCUGUUCAGAGGCCAGUGACCUUUGAGGAGGUGGCUGUGUAUUUCACCGGGGAAGAGUGGGCUCUGCUGGACCCUGCCCAGAGAGCUCUCUGCAGAGACAUCAUGCAGCAGAACCAUGAGAAUGUGACGUCACUGGACCAGAGAAGCAGCCGCUCGCCAAAAUGGACCCCCCGCCUUCCCUCCACACGCCGCCUCUCUCCUCAAGCAAACAUUAGCUGUGAGUGUUCCAAAGGGAGCCCCCCUGCCUCCCUCUACUCAUUCACAGCAAACAGUAGCUGUGUUUGGUUUUUUGAUAAGCAGCUCCCGGAGCCCGGAGUUCACAACAAAACAAAGAGAGGCAUCACAACAAGACAAGGAGAGGAACCUUCACUUAAAAGGAUUAUGGGGAGUUCUUCUUCGAGUGCUUGCUCAUAUCGAUGCCAAUUAGGUGUUGUUGUCAGAGGUGUUGUCAGAUGCUACUGGUGUGGUGCUCUGCUCUGCUCUCUCCUUGUUGGUAUCACUCGGCUGCAUGCGUGUGUUCCCUCUUGUGCUGCCCCAGCUCUGCGCAAAUAGCUGACACAGCAGACCCAAAGAGAACCCCCCAAUGACCACAGAGUCUAGUAAGGUACGAAGGCACGUCAGCCAGGUUUGUUGCCAUAUUGGACACAACGAUAGUUCCCCCUAGAUUGUUACUCUAUAGGGCAUACUACUACUAUGUGCCCACGAUCGAUGGACUCGGCUCAGUCAGUGGCGGGACUUUCCACUGCCCCCUCGGCCGGACAAAGACACCGCCCCAGGGAUGCAUUCUUACACACAGGUACAAACAAGUUACACAUCACUUCUGACGUAUUG